AUGUCUGGAGCCGAGGUGGCGGCUGCCCCUGGCGGCAGUAACAAUGCCAGCGAAUUUGUUCGCAAACUGUUUCGUAUGCUGGAAGACCCGGCACAUCAAGAUGUGGCCCGAUGGGGCAAGGGCGGCGACACGUUCGUUGUGGUUGAAGGCGAGAAAUUCACGCGAUCAAUUCUACCCAAGCACUUUAAACACAGCAACAUGUCAAGUUUUAUUCGACAAUUAAACAAAUACGACUUUCACAAAGUGAAGCCCUCGAGCGAUAGCGAAACUUCGAUUCCAGGAGGGAAUCUGUUGGAGUUCAAGCAUCCUUACUUUCGCGCAGACAGCAAAGAAGGCCUGGAUAACAUCCGCCGCAAAGCCCCUGCGCCAAGAAAGUCGCAAGUCGCCGAAGACUUCACUACCAGCCAGCACGUCAGCGUCAUUUCAGAGCAAUUGACGGCAACUCAGCAGCAAGUACAACAGCUGCAGGAGCUGUAUGCCGAGGUUUCCCAAACGAAUCGACUCCUUGUCACCGAAGUCAUGACGUUGCAGAAGAUGGUCAAGGCCCAGAAACAGGCUCAGUAUGAGAUGCUCAAUCAUCUUGCCGCAUACGACCCGAGGAAUCGAGGCAUGCCGGGACAGCCGAUGAACUCGAACGGAAACGGCGAACGCGACGAUGUCGUACCGGAGUUGCGCAGAGCCCGAGAGCUGCUUUCCAGCGUGGCCCCAGAUACUGUAUCCGACAGGGAGCUAGAACGUAUCCAUGGCUCGUACGCGGCGGCUUCAUCCGAAUCUGCCGCCGUGGUCACACCCGUCUCCAUGCCUUUGAUGCAUGACCCCAUGACGGACCUGAGUCGAUACCCUGUGUAUCCUGUCGGGCAGACGGUCGGCAUCGACCCCUUCCAUUCGGAUCAUAUUCACAAGAUUCCGUUUGCGAUUCCCAACGACGGCACACCGAGCACCAUGUCCAGCGAAACCGCCGUCUCGGCACCGGCUCCAGUCUCCAGUACGACGCCAACAGCGACUUCGAGCUCGGAUCGGUCUGCUUCACUAUGGGCCGCCAAAAAACCACGAAUCUUGCUGGUUGAAGAUGACCAAACAUGCGCCAAAAUCGGCAUCAAGUUUUUAAAGUCGAUGGACUGCGAGGUGGAGCACGCUGGAAAUGGUGCAGAUGCCUACACACGGGUUAGCAACACUCCCAGAGACCACUUCGACCUCAUGUUCAUGGACAUCAUCAUGCCAAGGCUCGACGGCAUCUCGGCGACCAUGUACAUCCGUCAACACUGCCCCGCAACUCCCAUCAUCGCCAUGACUUCCAAUAUUCGACCCGACGAGGUGAAUGGAUAUUUCGAGCACGGCAUGAACGGAGUGCUCGCCAAGCCUUUCACGAAAGAGGGAAUGCUCAAGUCGGUGAAGAACCAUCUUUCUCAUCUGUUGAAGGAUACUCGGGGGGUACAUGCGGAUUCUUCGGGGUAUGCCGUAGGCCAUCACCAUGUUCCGUACAUGGGCGCACCUGGUAAUCUCAAGUAUGAACCGACCACAUCACCAGGAGCAACCACCUCUGGGUGGUCCCCUGGCCACAUGCGCCAUGGCAACGUUGACCAGUGGAAUGGCAUGAUGAAUGGGGGCGGAAGUCAGUACAGCAUGGGCCGAUCGAGUUUCUCGAGAUCAGAGCACGAUAGCCCGCCGGAGAAGCGACCCCGACUCAACACAUCCCAGACCAACUACGGUUGA
Messenger RNA from Ustilaginoidea virens, 1713 nucleotides. RefSeq lists its product as uncharacterized. The coding region runs from base 1 to 1713 and encodes 570 amino acids. The record is from RefSeq and is a predicted model, not a curated record. Gene Ontology annotation, biological process: phosphorelay signal transduction system; regulation of DNA-templated transcription. The transcript has 7 exons. NCBI's taxonomy places the organism in Eukaryota, Fungi, Ascomycota, Sordariomycetes, Hypocreales, Clavicipitaceae. Gene Ontology annotation, molecular function: sequence-specific DNA binding; DNA-binding transcription factor activity; phosphorelay response regulator activity.